GCUGUCGUAAAAGCUAGCUAUUUUCGGUGAUUUCUGGAGACUUUCGAGUAAAGAUGGGAAAAGAAGGGACUGCUGCUUUGGAGUAAUGGAACGGGAGUGUCGUUUUUGAGCCCCAGAAAGUGUGACCGCAAAAGUACCCAGCAGGGAGACGACCCUGCUGAACAAACAUUUGGAGUGAGUGUUAAGUAGCAGGGCCAGACCCUCCAACAUCCACGUGACAUUGGCGAAUUUCUGUUUAACUUGGUGAUUCUCCUCCCUCUAAUUGAGGGAAAGGCCCCCCGCUCUCCCCAUCGCAGGAGGGGCGGAGCAUCCUCUAGAAGCUCGGGAGAGCUGAGCCUGGCCAGUCUUGGGGGAGGGGCUGCGUUUCACGAGGCUGCAGCUGACAAGAAGCUUCAAGUGGAAAUUUUCCUGGACCCGAUCAAGCGCAUAGCCCAGCUGCUGUGUUGGCAAGAGCCCUGUGUGUAUCCUCCUUGCAACUCAUUCUUUCAGACCACAGUUAAGCCCCAGAAAGUUAGUGUGACUACAAAAGUACUGAGCCGCAAGACCCUGCUGGACAAGUAUUUGGAGUGAGAGUUGACAACACAGUCACAGGGCCAGACCCUCCACCAUCCACGUGACGUUGGACGGGCCAUCUGUCUUCAUCAUCACAGGAGGGGGCGGAGCAUCCUCUGGAAGCUCUGGAGAGCUGAGCCUGGCCAGCCUUGGGGGAGGAGCUGCAUUUCACCAGGCUGCAGCUGACAAGAAGCUUCAAGCCCGUGAGAAUCAGGACAUCUGGAUCACAGGGCCAGAUCCUCCACAAUCCAUACGACAUUGGUAUCUUCCACCAUUGUCCCAUUUAAACGACGUGUUCGAGCAUUCUUUGGAAAUACAGCUGGAGGAGAACAGUUCAUAUAAACUGUGAAUUCUUUUAUAGCUCUAAGACAAAAGAGACUUUGGUAAGAGUGUUGUUUUAGUUGGGACUGCCUUAGUAGUGACCAGAAUAGCCAAACACCUCAUUCUCUGAUAACCUCUUGGCACAAAUCUAAAUCAUAAUGGAUGCCGAGUAUGUUCUAUGUAAUUGGAAAGAUCAGUUAUGGCCAGCAAAAGUUUUAUCUCGAUCUGAGACUUCAUCAAACAGUAAGAGAAAAAAGACAUAUUCCCUUGAAGUUGAAAUACUCUCUCUGGAUGAAAAAAUUCAAGUGGAGAGCACAGAAACAAAGGUCCUAAGUAAACCUCAGAUUGACGCCAUUGUUUCCUCACUAGCAGCACAGUCAGAGGUCAGUGCUGAGCCUAAAGAGGAAGGAGCUUAUGAAAGAUCACUAAAAGCAGCACUGACUAUUUUGAAUGAAAGAACCAACCUCAAUCAAGCAAGCAGUUCCGAUGAAGAAGAAACCACUAUACAAUCUGAGGAUGGACCACAAAAGCUUUCUGAUUCACCCCCUCGUAAAAAGUGCCGGAGGCAAGAAGGAGACUUAGUAGAGUGUGUUGAUGAAAGCGAAAGUCCACCCUCUCUGCUAGUACCUUCAGAGAGUGAUACUACCCCAUGUGAUGACAAAUCACAGGUGCCCUCAGUCACUGAGCCUUCUCCAAAUGAAACGGAAACAAAGAUACCUGAAAACUCUAACUGGUGUGAGACUUUCCCUUCCCUUUCAGACGAUGAUGAUGAUGAUGAGAAGGAGAAGAAGAAAAAAUUCGACAUCCCUAUAGUCCUAUGCUUACAUUCCACAAUCAAAGAGGAGGGUGAAUGUGUUAAAGAUGAAAAGUUUGAUCCAAAUUCACCACCAGAUAGCUUCAGUGAGCUCAAAUCUUUGAAAGAGGAGACACAGGACAUCUCUUCCGAGACCCCAGCAAUUUCCUCCGAAUGCACACCCUUGUCAGAGAAUAUUGAUGAUCCUGGGGAAGGUCCCUCAAAUCCAUGCCCAGAUGCCAGUCAGGAUCAACCUCCUGUGGAAUCAGAGACAGGAGCUGCGGCAUCUCCCAGGCCUUGUUCAUGGGAGUGUCAGUUUUCAUUAAGUGCCUCUAACAGUGUUCUAGAUUAUUCACUCCUUCUUGUGAAUAAUGAAAGAAAUCUUGGGAGACUGGACUUUGAGGAUCUUGAGGAAGAACUUCAAGCUUCUGAUAAGUCAGUGCAUCAAAAUUCUAUUGAUGCUUCCAUAUUAGAUGACAAUGAGGAAGAUGAAGAACUCCCACGCGUCAUAUUUCAUUAUGAGACACGUUCAUUUGAAACAGGAAUGAUAGUUUGGUUUAAAUACCAAAAAUAUCCAUUUUGGCCAGCAGUGGUCAAAAGCAUCAGGAGAAAAGAGAGAAAAGCAAGUGUGCUUUUUGUUGAGGCGAAUAUGAACCCUGACAAAAGAGGCAUUAGAGUGCCUUUUAGAAGAUUAAAGAAAUUUGAUUGUAAUGAAAAACAAACGCUUGUCGAUAAAGCCAGGGAGGAGUACAGCGACAGUAUUGACUGGUGUAUCUCGCUGAUUUGUGACUACAGAGUUAGAAUAGGUUGUGGUUCCUUUUCUGGCUCCUUUCUUGAGUAUUAUGCUGCUGACAUUAGUUACCCGAUUCGGAAAGUAAUCAAACAAGAUACCUUCAGGAACAAAUUUCCAAAGCUCCAAAAUGAAGAUACUGGGGAGUCAAUGGUUGUAACUUCGCAAACCAAGAAAAUGUCGUUCCAGAAAAUUCUUCCCGAUCGAAUGAAGGCUGCUCGGGACCGAGCCAAUAAGAACCUAGUGGACUUUAUUGUAAAUGCAAAGGGAACGGAGAAUCAUCUCCUAGCCAUUUUAAAAGGCACAAAAGGGUCAAGGUGGCUGAAAUCAUUUUUGAACGCAAAUAGGUUCACUCCCUGUAUUGAAACAUACUUUGAGGAUGAAGAUCAGCUAGAUGAGGUAGUGAAAUACUUACAAGAAAUCUACAAACAAAUAGAUGAAAGAAUGCUGACUCUGAUAAAAGAUGACAAAAUAAAAUUUAUUUUGGAAGUUCUACUGCCCGAAGCUAUCAUCUGUUCGAUUUCUGCGGUUGAUGGAUUAGAUUACAAGGCAGCUGAAGCAAAGUAUCUAAAAGGACCAUCUCUAGGCUACAGGGAAAGGGAAUUAUUUGAUGCAAAAAUCAUAUUUGAAAAGAGACGGAAACCAUUAACAAAUGAAACUCAUUAAAGUCUCCAAAGUGUCCCAACCAUAACAGCUUUCAUAGAUGUUAGUUUUAAAAAAAUCUCUGAACAAUUCCAACAUAUAAAUAUUUUCCAUAAACAAGAGACUUUUGGUACUGUGUUUACUUUUUUGGCGACCUCUAAAAUCUGUGCUAAUAUAAUAUAUUACUACAUCUUCUUUUUUUAUGCUUCUUCAAGUCAAUUUUAUUAACAUAAUUCAGCGACUCUACUUUCCCAUACAUUUGUAGAAUGCAUAAUUGCUAACUGAUUUUUAAAGGAAAGUAAUUUUUUUUGAUAUUUUUACAUCUAUGCUGUAUAGUUAAAUACAGUGUGCACAAUCAUUUCAAUUUAAAAAUUGCACUGGUAUUAGAUAGUAAGCAAGAUAAUUAGAAAAAAUCUAAAAUCAUCAAUUAUAUAUUUUUUGCUUAAUUUUUAUAAAGUAUUGGGUUUUGUCUUAAGAUAGUUGAUUAUUUUUUCUGCCAUGCUUAUUUAUUUUUGGAAAAAAUAUCUGAGACAUAGAACCAAAGAUAGAGAUGCUUUGCUAUAUAUUAUAACUAACUGCAAUUGCUUUUGCAAGAAAACAAUCUGAAAUUCAGAAAUAAAUAGAUCACUUGCAUGCAGUUUAACACACACGUAUAUGUGAAUAACAUCUGUGCAUGCAGAAAAUCAUUUUGGCAGCCUUGAACAGGAUUGUCCUUUCUACACAUCCCUGAAAUUACCCAUAUGGGAGUGUCUAUAUUCAAUAGCUGAGUGGUUCCUUAAAAAGACAGACUUUUUUGGUUGUCUUCAUAACUAGCAGUGACUGACCAUCUUAAUAUAGCUGUCUGACCACAUGUGGAAGGCAGCUAGAAUCACUGUAUUCAUAGUCUGGUUACUCUAAAUGUAUGAGUCCAGACUGACUGCUAAGAGCCCGUGUAGUUUGAUAUAAACAUAGAAUAUGCAAGCACUUUGUUCUGAGUCUUGUAUUUCCAGAUACGAGAUACAUAGUCAUUUGUCUCAAACCACACAAUCUUGAUCAUGGACUUACUCAUAGAAUAGUUUCAGUUGGUUCUAAUAGUAUAAAUGCCAACUGAUAAUUCAUUCCAGGCUACUAAAGAAGUAGAUGGACCAGAACCUGGGGAUUUGGAAAUGGGCCAUAGAAAGAGCCUGCAUUGGCUUAUAGGACUAUUUUCCGAAUAUGUUUAAAAAUACACCAUUAAAAGUUAAAGUCUGAAAGCCAACUAUUUGUUUAUUCUACCUUGAAACUUUAGUGAAAAUGUUAGGAGAGCUGCUUUAUUUUAAAAACUUGACAUAAAAAUAAAUGUUAAAGGCUUAACAUGAAUCUGUCUGCCUUUUUAAUUUUAGAGUGCAACAACUUUGACUUUGAGCUUUUGUUAUUUUGUCAUAUGGCCAACAUGUUUGUGCAAAAUUUGCAAAAGUUGAUGUCCUGAUUUGCAAUAAAACCGUUGUAUCUUUGACCUUGGAUGUUCACUUCAUCAAAUUUCAGAUUACAGCUACAUAAGUGGGAUUUCUAAAGGCUGAUUAUAUAUACACCUAUAUAUAUAAUUUGCUUGAAAUUUUUGCUUGCUGUAGUCAUUUUAAUGCUUGUUAUACAUUUAUCUAAAUAAACACU
Molecule: messenger RNA, 4727 nt
Organism: Talpa occidentalis (Iberian mole)
Lineage: Eukaryota; Metazoa; Chordata; Mammalia; Eulipotyphla; Talpidae
Gene: PWWP3B
Product: PWWP domain containing 3B
Exons: 8
Coding region: 1032-3122 (696 amino acids)
Source: RefSeq, a predicted model, not a curated record